UCUAGAUCUAGAUCUAUCACUAUUAUUUUAUAUUUACCUUCUUUAUUUUGAAAUAGAAUUCGCUGCAUUAUUUUGUUUUAUUUUAGAAGGCCUUGUAAAGUUGAACAAAACUGUUCUGAAAUCCAAAACCGAGGGAGAGGUAAAGCACAAUGAAUAAACUAGCAACAAUAUUACUUUGUGCAAACUUCAUUACAGUUUUGUUUCCCCAACCAGGGUACAUUCAUCCUGAUGAGUUUUUUCAGUCUUCAGAAAUAGUUGCAGGUGAUAUUCUUAAAGUCAAACACUCAAGAGCAUGGGAAUUCAAUGAAUCAUUUCCUGUACGUAGUAUUGUCUUCCCAUACCUGGUUAUUUCUCCAUCAAUGUACUUGCUUCGAUGGUUAAACUCAACAGGUGCUGCAAGUCUCCAGUUAUCAGCAGUCAAGGUUGUCACAGCAACAAGACUGCCACAAGCUUUUCUUAGUGUCAUCGGCUACCUAGCAACUGGAAAACUAGCAAGUGUUUUUGGCAUUGAUAAAUAUUUUAGCACAGUGCUUUUCUGCAGCUCUUAUGUAUGCUGGACUUACUUGACCAGGACGUUUUCUAAUUCAGUCGAGGCUGCGUUAUUUGCAGUGGUGCUACUUCUGGUCCUGCCAGGAUUCAGUUCAUGUAAAACAGAUUCUGAUCAGUUGGAGAAGAAAUCACAAAAGAAAAAGACUGAAAUUUCAGAUAAGGAGCAAGAUGAAGACAAAGAUCCGUCAAGCACUCGAAAGCCUACUGACAAUGAUAUAUCAGAUACAGCAGAGCAUGACAACAGAGAGGACACGGAUGAAAGCGAUGAUAAAAUAAAAGACAGUGAUGAUGUUAAAUUGAUCUCUAAUGUGGAUAAAAAUCUUCCUUAUGUAAACAAUGAUGGCUCUACAUUUAUAUCUUUUCUUUUAGGCGUAGUUGUUGUUGCUGGGUUUUUCAAUCGGCCAACAUUUCUUGUGUUUGUUCUUAUUCCAAUGCUGUUCUGGAUACGACAAGUGUUUGCAACAAACAGAUUUUUCUCUCAUUUAUUCUGCCUGAUUAUAGGCUCUCUUUCAGCUUUUUCUUUUUUUGUGGGAGCUGAUACAUUUUAUUUCAAUCCUAAAUUUACCAAGACUCUCUUAUCUAUAAUGGAUCAUUUAGUAUCUGGCCAGUAUUCAGCAAACUCUGUUAUUGAGAGUGUUCAGGUUUUUACAUCUUCUUUAGUUGUAACCCCCUGGAAUUUUAUAAAGUAUAAUACAGACUCGUCAAAUUUAGCAGAACAUGGCAUUCAUUCUCGGUUCACUCAUUUUUUUGUGAACCUUCCCCUGCUAGCUGGACCAUUAUACCUUGUGUUUGUGAUUUCUUGUGUGCUAGAAAUGUUGAAGCUUACUCAAAACCAACGACCAAAAGGGAGGAAUACUCUCUGGUUAGUGCUGAUGGUUCUUGUUCCAGUUCUCUGCUUGUCUGUUUUCCCCCACCAGGAACCAAGAUUUCUAAUCCCAAUCUUGCCUGUUCUGGUUGUCAUGGGCGCAAGAAUGCUUUCAAAAGGUGUGCCAGGCAGGUUGUCUUUUAUUGCUUUGUGGAUAUUCUUCAACCUACUUUUGACUGUUGUGUAUGGCUAUAUGCACCAAGCAGCUCUCAUUCCUGCUCUGUCAAUCUACCAACAAAAGUUGUCUUCCAUCAAGUCAUCAUUAGGAGAACACCAUGCAAUUUUUUACAAAACAUACCCCCCACCCCGCCAUCUCCUACUCCUAGACUCAUCAAACACCCAAGUCUCCAUUCACGAUUUGGCAGGUGCACCUGUAAAUAAGCUUCUGGCAAAAAUAAAGGAAGAAAAAAAGAUCUGUACCAAGAGUAAAUCCAACUGCUAUGUUUACAUUUUUCUACCAUCACCUGUGAUGCCCCAAAUUCAGAACCAUCUAUCUGGCUAUAAAGUCUCAACCUCCAGCAUAUGCCCGCACCUUUCAAUAGAAGCUCCCCCACGAUUUCAAGCUUGGUGGAACAAUAAGUUAAGCUUUGAUGACUUCAUAAUGGAUUUCUGUUUGAAUAUUCUUAAGAUAACGUGAUUGUUAUAGUGGAGACAUUUUUGUGUGUAAUCGGUACAUUGAAUUUAUCUGCUGUGCAUAAUAAGUAGAUUUAGAACAAUACUCUUCAGCUUGAGACUCUACAUAAUCAAAUAUUUUCUUGCUUUACUGUUUUAUUAAUUUUUGUAUUAUACUUUUUAAGGACAAAUUAUGUUGGUCUUCCAAUAUAAGGUUAGUAAAGCUAAUGCAUUUAUCAUGACAGAUCUGUACACUUUUACUCAUAGCUUGAGUUUUGCCAGCAUUGGCUAUACCAAUAUUGUCAUUGCUACAUCAAUGUACAAUACCAGUACUAAAUAGUUUUUAUUACAUCAUUUUUCUAGCAUUUUUUAGAAAUAUUUUUUACAAAUUCAUCUGAGGCAGCAAUUUAUUUACAGGUUUUGAGUCAAAAUUCAUAUUAUUGUACUUGAUAAUUUAAUGCAAAGCUACAUAAUCUGUUUUAAAAAACUUUGGAAUACAAAAUGAAAUGGAAUACAAAAUGAAACAAGUGGGAAAAUGUUUCUCUCUCUCUGGAAACAAUCAGAAUACAACUGACAGUUUGGUCUGGUUAAUAAAUAGUAAUGCUAAUGUUAGUGGAUAGUAAACCUUUAAAUUCUUUCUUUGUGGAGUAUGUAGGCUACUUAGCAGCUAGUACAUGAGGCUUGUAGCAAUAAAUAGAAAAUUUAACAAAAUUGUGUUCAAUUACA
Molecule: messenger RNA, 2752 nt
Organism: Physella acuta
Lineage: Eukaryota; Metazoa; Mollusca; Gastropoda; Physidae
Product: GPI mannosyltransferase 4-like
Biological process (GO): GPI anchor biosynthetic process
Cellular component (GO): endoplasmic reticulum membrane
Molecular function (GO): alpha-1,2-mannosyltransferase activity
Source: RefSeq, a predicted model, not a curated record